GUAAGGCAAAAUAACCACCAGCUGCACUUUACAUCCGCACUCUACAUCCGCACACACGACAGGUCAACGUGGGGGCUCCGACUGUUCCGCCAGGCCCCACGAUAGAGUUGAAAGUGUGAAGUGUCGCCGUCUGCGCGAAACAUGCCGGAAACAGAUGGAGGCAGCCACAGGGACCUGACGGGCACUCGGGAGUCGGCUACAGUCACGUGAGACUGCAACACGCGGCACGGAACUGGCUCCGAAGGGCGCAGCUGGACACGGCACGGGCUGGUUAGUGUGUAACGAUGUGGUGGCGCAGGCAUCAUUCGCGGGCCCAACCGUGCCUUGUCUUCAAGGCUGUACCUGGUUGCCAGACUCACCAUACGUACCGCUCUCCAGCCCAGUGCCCACGAUACCCACGACACCCGCAGGUGGCAGACUACCACUAUUUCCAAGUCACAGUUCCCUUGUCUUCCUCGUCGCCCCUGCUCGCUGAGAAUUAUACAGCAUGUCUUUGGCCAGAAUUCAAACAGAAGGGUUGUGCCACCUCUUGCAGCCAGCUAUGUAAGUACACUAUGUAUACUGUGUAUACAUAUCCAGCUUGUAUGUACAUACAUUGGUACAUGCAGUCUGUAUACCUCCCCGGUCGUUGGUGAUCCAAGCGCGUGGCUGGCCAGAUGUGCUUACAUACUUGCCUGCUUACUUACA
Bipolaris sorokiniana ND90Pr is the source of this 687-nucleotide messenger RNA. RefSeq lists its product as uncharacterized. The record is from RefSeq and is a predicted model, not a curated record. Bases 285 to 635 code for a protein of 116 amino acids. The transcript has a single exon. NCBI's taxonomy places the organism in Eukaryota, Fungi, Ascomycota, Dothideomycetes, Pleosporales, Pleosporaceae.